Salvelinus sp. IW2-2015 is the source of this 468-nucleotide messenger RNA. Its product is annotated as anoctamin-5. NCBI's taxonomy places the organism in Eukaryota, Metazoa, Chordata, Actinopteri, Salmoniformes, Salmonidae. Gene Ontology annotation, cellular component: plasma membrane. The record is from RefSeq and is a predicted model, not a curated record. Gene Ontology annotation, molecular function: protein dimerization activity; chloride channel activity. Gene Ontology annotation, biological process: chloride transmembrane transport.
GAGAGGCGGAGGGAAUAUGAGGCUAACCUACAGAAAGCAGGGCUGGAGCUGGAGACAGAGGAUAAAUCGGAGUCAGAUGACAGGAAGACGUACUUUGUGAAGAUCCACGCUCCAUGGGAGGUUCUUGCCACCUACGCCGAUGUCCUGAAGAUCAAGGUUCCCUUCAAGGAAAACGACAUCCCCGUUCACCAGGACAUUCCCAUGGAUUGGCUGUUCACUCCUUUCCGUCUACCGGAUCACAUUAUGAAUCCUGAACCAGACUAUUUCACCUCACCUUUCAACAAGGGAAAGAUUGACUUCUUCCUCAUCGAUGACAAGGAGACAUUCUUCCCUCCUUCCGUCCGCAAUAGGAUAGUGUACUACAUCCUAGCCCGUUGUCCCUACCACAAGACGGACAGAGAGGACAAGAAGGGCAUCAAGCGCCUGCUCAACAACGCCACCUACGGGUCUGCCUUCCCACUACAUGAU